AUGAGCUGUCGCUACGGCUUUGGCUCUUUGAGGCCAAGACCGGGUCUCAGCCAAGGCAGUAAUGUCUCUGUUCUAUUUAACGUGGCCGUUAGUCUUCCGAAUAUUUCGGUGGUGGAUUGUGGCGGAGCACUGAUGGAUGAGGUCAACACUACUUGCACCGUGACAGCAGAUGAUAGCUUAUCAUCCGCUUCAGCAUCAGUUCCAUGGAGUCCUAGACAGCUUGUUUUCCGACCUUAUGCGCCAAGUGAUGCAAAGUCACAGAAUUUGCGUGUUCUCGUUAAACGACCUUUGGUAUCAAGAUUAACCAAGGAUAUAGUUGACACAUACAGAAUAUGCAACCCGCAGUUCAGUUAUUCAGAUGAAUUAAACCCAAAAAGGUUUCUGACAACCCCAUCUGCUGGAGUACUCAAUGAUGGCUAUGAUAAUGAAAAUUCAGACCUUAUUCUUACUGUGAACUUUGCCUUGGUUAAUUUAGACACUCACAGAAGAUAUAUUGUAAAAGACAUACUCGGGCAAGGGACAUUCGGGCAGGUUGCUAAAUGUUGGGUUGCUGAGCUGGACCGUUUUGUUGCAGUGAAGGUUAUAAAAAAUCAACCUGCUUACUAUCAGCAGGCAUUGGUUGAAGUUUCCAUACUGACAACAUUAAAUAAAAAGUUUGACCCUGAGGAUAAGCAUCAUAUUGUUCGUAUUUAUGAUUACUUUGUAUACCAGCGACAUCUUUGCAUUGCUUUUGAACUGCUUGAUUCGAAUCUGUAUGAGCUUAUAAAGCUAAAUCACUUUCGGGGAUUAUCAUUGAGCAUUGUGCAACUAUUCUCAAAGCAGAUUUUAUACGGUUUAGCUCUGAUGAAAGAUGCUGCUAUUAUCCAUUGUGAUUUAAAACCUGAGAACAUUCUCUUAUGCACCAGUGUGAAACCAGCAGCGAUCAAAAUUAUUGACUUCGGAUCAGCAUGCAUGGAAGAUCACACUGUUUACUCCUAUAUCCAGAGUCGAUACUACAGAUCACCUGAAGUUCUUCUUGGAUAUCAGUAUACAACUGCCAUUGACAUGUGGUCAUUUGGAUGCAUAGUUGCUGAACUAUUUCUUGGCCUACCACUUUUUCCAGGAGCAUCAGAAUUUGAUCUUCUUAGGAGGAUGAUAAAGAUACUCGGGGAACAACCACCUGAUUAUGUACUUAAAGAGGCAAAGAACACUAGCAAAUUCUUCAAGUGUGUAGGAAGUGUCAGCCAUGAAGAGACUAGUCAGAUUUCUUCUUGUGGAAGGAGUGUAUACCAAGCUUUAAAUGAAGAAGAAUAUGAAGCUAGAGAGUUGAAGAAACCAUCAAUUGGAAAGGAGUACUUCAAUCACAUGAAUCUUGAAACAAUUGUCAAAAAGUAUCCUUACAGAAAAAAUCUACAAGAAGAAGAUUUGGCUAAAGAAAGUCAAAUACGACUAGCACUCAUUGAUUUCUUGAGGGGACUCGUAGAAUUCGAUCCAGCCAAACGAUGGUCACCUUUGCAGGCUUCUAAACAUCCCUUUGUAACCGGUGAACCUUUUACUUGCCCUUAUACACCUGCUCCCGAAACUCCUCGUGUGCCCGUUUCUCAUAACAUGAAGGUUGACCAUCAUCCAGCUGGCGGUCAUUGGUUUGCUGCAGGUCUCUCUCCUAACGUUCUAGGUGGAAACCGAGUGGCAAUGUAUAACAACUCUCAUUUUCAAGUAAUGCCAUACGCACACGGGGGUAAUUUCGGAAGUUUAGGAAGUCAUGGCAGUUACAACGAUGGUAAUUUACUCGGAAGUAGUUAUGGUAGUUACGGGGACAACAGUAACAACAUGGUCACGUAUUAUUCCCCCGUGGGCCCAUCAGCCAUGAACAACUAUGCUCAAGGACACGCCCCGGUUCUUGGAAGUAGCCCGGAUGCUAGAAGAAGAAUCAUGCAAAUCCCACAUGGAAACGGGUUCGGGUUCAGCCCGGCCCAAGGGAAUUUUGCACCCAUGUCACUCGGAACCAGCCCAUCACAAUUCACCCCGCCCUAUUCCCAGGUUACAAGCGGGUCCCCCGGGCAUUAUGGGCCUAGUUCACCAGCUAGAGGGAAUCACGGAUCGCCUCUUGGAAAGGGAACUGGGAUUCCAUCCGGGAAUCAGAUGAAUAGAAGAAAACCGUGGGGGUAUUCCGGGAGUUUACAAACUCAGGAAACAACAUCGACUCCUCAUUGGCAAGGACACGGACAAGGACAAGGACAAGGACAAGGACAGUUUCCUGAUGUUAGUUCGUCCAUUGAGAGUUCGCCACCUGUCAUGGGUCGUUCUUCAAUGCAUCAUCUACAACCGAAUUUAAAUUCUCAAAACCGGAAGCAACAACAGAGAAGUAGUGGGAAUCAUAAACAGUUUAAGUCUGAAGCUAGCACUUCGCUUCCUGAUCCCGGGGAUUGGGAUCCUAACUACAGUGACGAGUUGCUUCUUCAAGAUGAUAGUUCAGAUGUGAACAACAUGACAGUGGAAUUCAGUAAGAGUAUGCAUCUUAAUCAAGAAUCAUUUGUUGGGGCUGGGAGAUUCAAUCAGAUGUCAACACAACGGCCAAUUCAAGGAUUCCCACAUGGAGAAGGCUCAUCCCAAGACAUAUAUGUUCACCCCAUGAUGACACCUUCCCAUUUAAUGCCUUCUCAUUUCUCACAAUUUUCACCGAGUCGAUUGGGCCAGCAGCCCGUUCAACGGUUCAAUCACGGAAGGUCAAUGGGAAUCCGCGGGGCGGAAUGGAAUCAUGUAAAACAGGCUCCUCUUUCCAAUUUCAAUUCCGGAGGUCCUCGUUCCCUUGGAAGCAGCAGUGCACCAUGGGGGCGUAGGGGAAACCAUCCGAUUGCUGCCGAUAUUCUGCCAUCUUCACAUGGAGGAAAUGAAUAUGGAAGGAUUGCUUGAGGUUGAGGGUGGUGGAAAUGGAAUUUGAAACUAUAUAUAGAAUGAAUUUGUCUACUGUUGGCAUGAUAACUGUUAGUUGAAGUUAUGUUGGAUGUGCAUUCAUAGUGAUUCUUUAAGUAUGGAUUAUGAAACCUGGUUUCUUCCUAUUUCUUUUAUUUGUUGGCAUGCUGGGAUAGUCCUCAAUUGUUAUUUGUUUGUUUGUUUGUUUGUUUGUUUAAUUGGUUGAUUUACUUUUGAAGAAUAGUGGUUGGUCAAUGUGCUCUUUGCUUAGAUGAGCAAUUUGUGUCGGAUCUUGGAUCCUUCGUUUGUGGAUCCAAGAAAGUCCAUUAGUCAAAUGGUUGGGGUAAGUGUGCCCAAUGCCCAUGGCACAUGGAUGUCUUUGAGUCUUUAAAUUUGUAACCAGUUCUUUUACCAACACUUUUCUUUUAUAGAUUAAAGGGUUUAAUAUAAGAUGAUAUAAAAUGUUC
This is a messenger RNA of Lactuca saligna, 3359 nucleotides long. The record is from the annotation of a GenBank genome assembly. Lineage: Eukaryota; Viridiplantae; Streptophyta; Magnoliopsida; Asterales; Asteraceae.